Molecule: messenger RNA, 972 nt
Organism: Penicillium verhagenii
Lineage: Eukaryota; Fungi; Ascomycota; Eurotiomycetes; Eurotiales; Aspergillaceae
Exons: 3
Coding region: 1-972 (323 amino acids)
Source: RefSeq, a predicted model, not a curated record
AUGUCUUCACUCGCAGCACAGCUGCGACCCAUUCCUCUUCCUACGACAUCGUUUGCUGGCCAAACCAUCAUUGUCACCGGUUCAAGCACUGGUCUAGGGCUUGAAGCCGCCCGUCAUUUUGUAAGACUUGGAGCAGCGCGAGUUAUCCUCGCAGUGAGAUCUAUCAAGAAAGGUGAAGACGCCAAAGCUUCAAUCGAAGCCUCCACAAACCGCAAAAAUGUCAUCGAGGUGUGGCAAGUCGACAUGUCCAAUUAUGAAUCUAUUAAAGCCUUUGCCAAAAAGUGCGAUUCGCUAGAUAGGCUGGAUGUCCUUGUUGCGAAUGCGGGUGUUCUGCGCAACACGUUCGAGGAAUGCGAAGGGACUGAAGUGUCCAUCGUGGUCAAUGUUAUCGGAACAUUCCUGCUUGCCCUUAACCUUCUUCCAAUCAUGAGAAAGUCAGGAGGGGAAACAGGAUUAGUUCCAAGGCUGGUGGUAACGACUUCUAUCUUACACGAAAACGCAAAAUUUCUGGAACAACAAGAAUCCUCGAUUUUCGAGGCCUUCAAGAAGAAGAACAAGGCUUAUCUUGCGGAUCGAUAUAAUACUUCGAAACUUCUUGAAGUUUUUCUCGUCCGUUCCAUAUCCGCAGCAAUGGACAAGGGUGCGCACGCCAGACAGCAAGUGAUUUUGAAUUGUGUCAAUCCUGGCUUGUGCCAUUCGGAGCUUGACAAGGAAAUCAAGGGACUCACUGGCUUUGUGAUCACGGUCGCCAAAGCAUUGAUCGCGAGAUCAACAGAGGUCGGCGGACGUACCCUCGUUCAUAGUGCAGCGGCGGGAAUCGACAGUCACGGUCAGUAUAUGAGCGAGUGUAAGGUGAAGGAGUCAAGCAAAUUUGUUCGAAGCAACGAGGGAGCAAGCGUUCAACAACGUGUGCAUAAUGAGUUGAUGCGGGUUCUGGAGGAGAUUCAGCCAGGUGUCACAAGCAACAUCUAG